AUGGAGAACGGGGAGGUGGAGGGCAGUGCGUUUCCACUAGAAAAUGGCGAAUUAAAGAUUUCAAAGCGUGUGCGUUUUAAACCCCCAGCUGAGUUCGCCGGGGUAAUACCAGCCUCCUAUACUGCCCACUGGACACGCCGCCUCGGCAAGUUCAUUAAGGGUGCCGGCGUUCAGCUGGGUCGCCGGGUCACACCUGGACAGUUAGCAGCUGAAGCGGCCCAGCGCCAGGAGAAGGUUGUGAGCCGGGCUAUCCAAGCCAGCCCUACAGACGUGCAUGGUAAGCCCCUGCCAGCGGAGAAGGACUCGCGCCGACAUCGUGCUAUACAAGUCGAUCUCUUACUGGCCAAUAAAACUGACCUCUCGGUGCAGACUGAACCCUGUGCCGCUGGAGCGACGGCACUCAGGGGAAAGCAGGACGCUGGCACGCAGUACCUGAGCGCAGACAUCAACAUGCCGUUGAGCUUCUUUCGCAGUUCUCGACAGAUUGUUGUUCAGCAAUGA
Spirometra erinaceieuropaei is the source of this 501-nucleotide messenger RNA. The record is from the annotation of a GenBank genome assembly. Lineage: Eukaryota; Metazoa; Platyhelminthes; Cestoda; Diphyllobothriidea; Diphyllobothriidae.